This is a messenger RNA of Papilio xuthus (Asian swallowtail), 563 nucleotides long. The record is from RefSeq and is a predicted model, not a curated record. Lineage: Eukaryota; Metazoa; Arthropoda; Insecta; Lepidoptera; Papilionidae.
GUUGAGCGUAGUCAUCAGACAGAUGUUCAUGAUACGUGAAGUAGACACAUCGUGAGUUGAAACCAUGAAGCGAUUAAUAUUAAUAACAUUAGUAGCAAUCAGUGCCGUAGCGGCUAUGGAAUAUAAUGGCGAAGCAUUUUAUGAUUAUUAUCAGUACCGCGAAGAUAGAGCAGAAAAAAUAUCAGAAGACACUGAAAUAUUAGAAGAUAACUACGAAAGUGAAAAACCUAAAUACGAUUUGAAAGAAGCACCACAACUUUUCGAGAAAUUCGUGAAAGAUUACAAUAAAGCAUAUAAAGAUGAAAACGAUAGAAAUAGGCAUUUUGAAAAUUUCCGGACUAAUUUAAGAGAUAUCAUUCAGACUAAUGCAGAAAGUAAAGGAUUCGUAAGCGAUAUUAACAUGUUCACUGAUUUAGACAAAAAAGAAAUGGAAUCUUUUUAUGGCGGGAGUGAAGGCGGGAACUAAAUUGUACAUCAGUUAUAGAACGACAAAGUAAAGGUUGGUGACCGGUAAGCGGAAUCUUUUUACGGAUUAUUCGAAAAUAAUAAUACUUUUAAACAUA